Messenger RNA from Salpingoeca rosetta, 1942 nucleotides. RefSeq lists its product as uncharacterized. Gene Ontology annotation, molecular function: protein binding. Lineage: Eukaryota; Choanoflagellata; Craspedida; Salpingoecidae. The annotation marks the transcript as partial. The record is from RefSeq and is a predicted model, not a curated record. The transcript has a single exon.
AAAUGCUCCACAACGUGGGUGGGCAGCCAAGAACAACGAUGGUGAUGGUUGUGGCGAUAAGAGUGGCAAUGCUGCGAUGCGCGACAACAGCAAGGAUGACAGCGUUGGCGGCUGGUGUACGCAGCACUCACAGCAGGUGCGGAUCAACAGGGAGGACGACAGCAAUGGCGUCUUUAAGCAGGAUACAGGCCGCCCAGUUUGCGGCGCGGCUCUCCACAGCCGCAUCGAAAGCCGCACCCCACUGCACCACAACGCCUCCUUCCACGCACCAGCAACAACAGCAACAGAGACAGCUGCAGCAGCACAGGCAGCACAGCCACACCCGAACUCUGACUUUGUUAUCUGCCCCCGGGACAGCAGGAGCGAUGCCCAUGCGGAGCCAGCGCGCAGCAGGCACGACCACAGAAGCAAAGGACAGUAGCAAAGUGCUGUCCUUGCUGAAGCAGGGCAAAACGGUUGAUGUGCAAACCAUCAUUGCUGCGCUCAAGACCGCUGCCGAGCAGCGCCAAACAAACGAGUGCCACAUGCUGUUCGACUGCCUUUCGGAGCGCGGUGUUCGCCCAAAACUGGCCCAGUGCAACGACGUGAUCAAGGCAUACGCCCAAACGGGCCGCGUCAAGGCCGUGCACAAGCUGAUUGAGCGCAUGCGCCGCGAGGGCUACGACCCAAACGCCGUCACGUUUGAGCUCCUGUUCCUCGCCUUUGCCCGGAGCCCGUCCUCCAAAGGCCUCGAGGCCGCCUUGGAGCAAUACUUGCUCUCAGAAGUGGAGAUGACACGUGAGCUGUGGACGAACCUGCUGCGUGCCUUUGUUGCCCGCAAACUCGUCGAAGAGAGCCGCUGGGUGUACAACGAGUGGCGGCAGAGGUUGCGGCCGUCUGUGCACAUGCUCAGCACCCUGUGCCGCGACUGCAGCGAGCGAGGGCUGUGGGAGCCAGCGCUGAUGUGGUUUCGCGAGCUCAUGACCGAAUAUGCGACCCGCGUCAAAGCCCACGCAGACAACACAACCACAGCCAACUCCAACCUCACCAACAACGCCACCCGCAGCGGCGGCGAUGAUGCACGUGCUCGGUUUGUCACAGCAUAUGAGGACGUGCUGCUGGUGCUUGCACAGCACGGGCGAGAGGCCGAGCUGACUGCCUUGAUUACGGACGUGCUUGAAUCGAGCGAGCCGCCGCUCAUCGCCGCUGCGGACGCGGACAUGCGCGCCAUCAAUGCCGUGCGCAGCAUCACUUCCGGUGCUGUUGAUGACAGAACGCAAAAGAGGAUCAUCCAGAUGCUGUCGGAGCAGCCUGCGGUGUCGUUGCAGCACCUGCGCGCCAUCACGCGCGCCCUUGCCAAGGCAGGCCUGCCAGGCGCCGUGGACACGGUCAUCUGCGAACGCGAGCGCCUUGAGCAGCCGCUCUCCCUCACAAACUUCCACGAUCUACUGCGCGCACGGGAGACAGCAGCAGCGGCCGCCAAAGCGCAGAAGGACAGCGCCACAGCUUUGCACGCGCACACGUACGACACCCGCUUUCACGGGAGUAAUGACGUCAGCAGGGAGGAUGACGCGUCCUUUUCUCCGCACGAUCUUCUGCAGCGCAUAAGCAGGGCUGGUCUGAGUCCAAACGCGUUUACGUUUGCCGUGCUGAUGCAAGACCAGCUCCAGAGCAGACGGCCCAACGCCGUUAUCCACCUGUGCAAAGAGAUGCGCGCACUCGGCGUUCAGCAGACGGGGUGGGUCAACUCGCUGCUCUAUCGUGCGAGAAAGGCCAUCAAGGGGAAACACAGGCAGCGUGGACGCAGGCAAGCUAGGUGAUUGAUUUGCUCCUGCUUGGUUUGCUUUGUCGAUUACGACGAUAGGAGGGCAAGGGAAGGCGAAGGGGAAAGUUUGUGUAUGUAUGUGUGUGUAUGUGUGUGUGUGUGUAUGUGUGUGAAGAGAGAGUGUGUGUGUGGGGGGGG